UAAAAAAUAUACAUAUCGUAAAAUUCGAAUAUUCGGGUUCAAGAUGUAAAUCGAAAGUAGAAAUGACGGUAUUCUAAUCAGUUAGAUCUAAAAGUAAUUACUGUACAGUACUGUACUUGUAUUUAUUUGACAAUUGAUCCGUGGAAAAUGACAUUAUAGAAUUUCUUUCAGGCUGUUUAUUUUAAAUCGAACGAAAGGAAAGAUAUGUGUGAAGGGACACGUAGACAUGUUUAUAAUAGCAUAGUGGUUAUAGAUAUUUGAAAAUGUCUUCAACAUCAGAAGAUAAGUUAGCAAAAGAACAACAGGAGGGAAAAACUAUCAUUGCAAAAAAGAUGGGCUACUGUAAAUGCAUAUUUUGGACAUUUUCUGUGCUAGUUGGUAUACUUGCUUGUUUAAUUGGAAGUGUAUACAUUUAUAUGAGAAGAAGUGAAAUACCUGAAGAGAUUGCAAUAAAUCUUGGAGAUUCAGGAGUCCAGACGUUUAGAGCAUUUGACAGGAAUGAUGAUGGCUAUAUAUCCAUACAAGAAUUUGAACCAAUGUAUCAUCAUCUUGUAAAUGGUGGACAUGCUAAUUUUACAAGUGAUGAUGAUAUCCAGUAUGACCAAGAGUUAACAUUUGCUGAUGAAAUUGUCACAGUAGUGCCGAGUUUCAAACCUCUUGAACUUACAUCAAUGAUGAGAGACCUUGACAGACACAAGGGGGCUGGAGCGAUGAGUUGGCUACUAUUUGCUGUUAGAUAUACAGUUGAAUACUUCCAGGAAAGUAGAAGAUAUCUAGCUGGUAGUCCUGAUCCCUUACAUGGCCUCAAGAGCUGGAAAACUGCCAACAAAGAAUUUCUCAACUUUGCUGUGCACCAUUUUGAUGUAUUCUUACCAAAAGAUCAUUCUUUUGACAUUGGAAAAGUUUAUUACAUCGUAGAAGAUGAACAGUCAUUUUUUCAGACAAUGGUAUCAGAUAUUUCCAGCAAUCGUUAUUUUCCACCAUCUGUCAAAACAGAGUAUGUGACGUUACAUAGGUUGCUGACAAUAUUUCAUCCCAGGCCUUUCCUUCAGUCACGAUUCAAACCUAGAGGUUCUGUAGCAACAGUUCGAGCCAAAAAUGACAAAUAUAUUGAAAUAGUGUUCAGGAUCCAUGCUGAAUUUCAGCUGAACCAGCUCCCUAACUUCCCGUUCUGGUUCACACCGGCUCAGUUUACCGGAAAACUUAUUCUCACACAAGAUCUGAAACAUAUUGUACAUUUUAAUAUGUAUGUUCCCAACAAUAAGAAGUUAAAUGUUGAUAUGGAAUGGCUGGAAGGAGGUAACAAUAUGGUUGUAGAUAUUGGCUAUUUACCGGAGAUGUCCCUGAAAAUCACCGCUCCAUCAGUACCAGGCAAUAGUGUUGUUCUUGAGGAGAUGAUAAGUGAGAAAAAGUUUGAUGUUGAUGAUAUUUCAUGGUCAGAGGAAAUUUCAGAAGAAGAAGCAUUGAGAAAUCUUCAAAAGGAAAUGUAUCCAUUUCAGAAAGUACGAUACUACAAUUUUACAGAGUCUCUAGACAUAGCAAAUAAGGAGAACAAGAUAAUGCAUCAUAUAUUAUUAUGGGGUGCAUUAGAUGAUCAGAGUUGCUGAGGUUCAGGGCGUACCCUCAGGGAUGUUACCCUGGAGAGUGCGCCCAUUAUACAACUUCUGACAGAGAAAUUUGUCAGUGGUUGGUCCCUGGUUGUAGAUCUAGAGACAUUGAAAGAUGACUCGACCCAACCAGAGAUAGCUAAGGUAGCCAGUCAUUUCUUAGAGCAUUACAGUUUCCCGGUGAUGAUGGUUGUAGCAUAUUCUAAUGGCACUAUAGCUCAUAAAAUCAAUGCUAAUCAUUUCCUCGAUACACAACCUAGUGUCGUAGAAGUUGGGUUUACAGAGCCAAGUUCAGUACACUAUAUGAAGUUUUUGAAGGAAGGAAUGAGCAAGAUAGAACAAGGACUUGUAGAAGAUCUCACAACUCUUACAGAUAAUGAACCUUUCCAUCCUCAUUAGACAGCUUACUAAUUAGGCCUUAGUGUAAUGUUUGUGAUAAAAUGUCUUCCAAAUAGAGAAUAUAGUACAUAUAUUAUUUUAUUAUAAUACAAAUGAAUUUUCUGGAAUUCUGGUUGGCUUAAACAAUUUGUAUAUGAUGCUGAAUCAAAGCAUGUACAAAUAAAGUGUUUUCUAUAUUGUAGACAGUAAACUAAGUGUAUCCAUAAAAUUUAUCAUUAUCUUUUGUUCAUUAAGGCAUAUUUCUUGAUUCAAACUUCAUUACUUGAAAAAAAAGUUUAAAGUUACACCAGUAUCAUGACUUUAUUAUGAUGAAUUACUUUUAUCUAUGCCCACUCUUAAAGAAGAGGGGGUAUAUUGUUUUGCUUAAGUUAUGUCAGUCAGUCUUGUCUGUCUGUCUGUCUGUAGAUCACAUCGUUUCUGCUGAUUAACUUGAAAACUAUUUAUCACAAAAUCUUCAUAUUUCACAUAUUGAAUAGUCAUAUAUAGUAGAUGACCCCUAUUGAUUUUGGGGUCACUUCAUCAAAGGUCAAGGUCACAGGCCUGAAAUGUCAGAAUGGUUCCCCUCAUUAUCUUGAAAACUAUUUAUCACAAAAUCUUCAUAUUUCACAAAUUGAAUAGUCAUAUAUAGUAGAUGACCCCUAUUGAUUUUGGGAUCACUAGUUCAAAGGUCAAGGUCUUUAUAUUUCACACUCUGAUUGGUUAUAACUAGUAGGUCAUUAUUUUUCUAUUUUUCCAUAACGGAACACUUCCAUGUACCCAUUUAUGGCAAGCUUCUAUCACAAAAUUACCAAAAAUAUGAGUCAAUGGCUAGAAAGAGGCAUAUGUGCCGUUCGACAUUUCUUGUUGCACAUUGAAUUGAUUGUUUAUAUGAAGUGAUUUACUUGAAUUUAAACUAUGCAUAUGAAAAAACUAUUUAUUGUGUUACAUAUAUCAUGUUGCUAUUUAUUGUAUUAAACAAUUUAUGUAUUUUUGUUAGUUUAAUAACUAAGUAUUUUUUGUAUGACAAAGAUAGUGUUCAUGAAUACAUUCCAUUGUCAAUGAGGAACUUUAUACAUAAAGAAACCUUACUAUUGUAAGCUUCUAAAAAUUAUCAAAAUUUUCUUUACUAGCUAGCUUUUGUUUACUUUAUCCAACCAAUAUAUGACCUGGUUAACCAGAGCUUUGUUUGUUUCUAACAUCUGUGUAAACACAGAAACUACAAAGAUUUUAUGUUUUUAUUAUUUUUAUGAUGUUAAGCAAUUUUGUAAUAUAUAAACUACUGUAUAAUAAUCCCUGUGUUGUAAGUGUAAUCUCGUCAAGGGUUGUGUUAAAUUUCACUACGCAGAGAAAUAUUUCAACUUUUUAUUCCAGUCAGAUAUAUCCUGUAUAAAAUCCUGUUAACUUUUCAACCCUAUCUUAAAAACUGCUGACUAUAUAGAAUUUUAUAUACUUUGAUUUGUGUUGUUACUUUAGUUCCUACAUCUAUAUUGUUAUAGAUAUGUUGGUAUAAACAUUGUUGUAAUGUUACACUAACUUUAUAUCAGAGAAUGAAGACAGUGUUAUAAAGUGAUUACUUACUGAACACUGUCUGAUGCUAACCUGAUAACACAAAGUUAGUCUAACCUUUGUACAUGUUUACUGACACAUAUACAUUUUUAGCAAUUUCAGAAAUCCAUUUUCUUUAUUUUAUAAAAAAAGAAGAAAUUCUGCAAGAAAAGUUUAUCUUCAGAUUAGAGACUUGGUAAAGGAAAAAUUUGUAGUUGUUAUAACCUAACAUUUUUAAUGUACAAUAUGUUUAUACAAAUAAAAUGUCUCAUUAUUAUCCCCUGCCGAAAAGGCGGCGGGGGAUAUAGAAAUAGUCUCCGUCUGUCCGUCCUUCCGACCGACAUUUUUGUCCGGAGCAUAUCUCAAAAAGUAUUUGAGGUAUCAACUUGAAACUUCAUAGGUGGAUAGACCUCAUUGAGGAGGAGUGCAGUGCACAAGAAUGAUAACUCUACCCUGCAUAAUUUUUGAGUUAUUGCCCUUUGUUAUUUUUUUCAAAAUUAAUUUUUGUCCAGAGCAUAUUUUUACUCACAAAGCCUUUCAGAUAUCAUGAAACUUCAUAGGUGCAUAGAUCUCACUCAAGAGGUGUGCAGUGCACAAGAAUGAUAACUCUACCUUUUAUAAUUUUUGAGUUAUUGCCCUUUGUUAUUUUUCAUACUUAAUUUUUCACCUGAGUGGAGCACAACUAAAAAGUGUUUGAGAUAUCAACAUGAAAUGUCAUAGGUGGAUAGAUCUAAUUGAGGAGGAAUGCUGUGCGCAAGAAUGAUAAUUCUCCCCUAUAUAAUUUUUGAGUUAUUGCCCUUUGUUUUUUUUAUACUAUUUUGUCUCAAAAAGUAUUUGAGGUAUCAACUUGAAACUUCAUAGGUGGAUGGAUCUUGUUCAGGAGGAGUGCAGUGCACAAGAAUGAUAACUCUACCCUGCAUAAUUUUUGAGUUAUUGCCCUUUGUUAUUUUUCAAAAUUUAAUUUUUGUCCAGAGCAUAACUCAAAAAGCCUUUGAGAUAUCAACAUGAAACUUCAUAGGUGCAUAGAUCUCACUCAGGUGUGCAGUGCACAAGAAUGAUAACUCUAGUUUUCAUAAUUUUUGAGUUAUUGCCCUUUGUUUUUUUUUUCAUACUAUUUGUCCAGAGCUUAUCUCAAAAAGUAUUUGAGGUAUCAACUUGAAACUUCAUAGCUUGAUAGAUUUUACUGAGGAGGGGUGCAGCACACAAGAAUGAUAACCUACCCUGCAUUAUUUUCCAGUUAUUGCCCUUUCUUAUUUUCAGCCAUCAGUAUUCACAUUGGUUUCAAAUCUGUAAUCACUUCAGCCAUCAGUUUUCAUUACCAAAAGACCUCUUAAAAUGGAAUUAUUCUGCUCUACUACAUAUAAAUUCUUCCAAUGAGCAAACACAUUCGGCGGGGGAUGGCCAUGUUGACAUGGCUCUUGUUCAUAUAAUGUUUGAUUGAUCUUGUACUUCAUAUUAUCAUCAAUGUAUUAUACAUGUAUGUAUUAUGAUCAAAUGCUCUAGCAGUGUCUUAUUAUUAUGUAAACAAAAACUUUACCAGUAAUUUCUGUUCAUUGAAAAAAUGUUUAAGUAACAUGCCAAUCUCAGUGUAAAUCUCGGUCAAAAUAACUUUAUAUUUUCCAUAAUUGUUUGCAAUUUUAUAUUUUGCUUCAAGAAAUAAUGACUGAUGUGAACCACGGAAAUUACUAUAUUUUUUUUGUUAUUGAUAGGUAAUAUUAACUUGAUAGAUUCGCGUGCAUACACAUCAUACAUUGAUAUAAGAGACAGUUGUUUUAUCAUAGUUACUUGCUAUUAUAAGUUAUUGGUCUUUCACCAUUAGUAAAGUCAACAUUUUGAAAUAGAAAAUUCAGCUCACCUUGAAAACAUUGUAUAAUUCAUGUUUCUUUUCAUAAUCUUCAGAUCUCUUGUAACACAACAAGACUUCUUUUUAUUUACAUGUACUAGUUUUGUACAUUAAUUGACUAUUGUAGGGCUUGUCAUUCAUUUCACUUGUACAUUCAUUUUAUAGUACAUUUUAACUUAACAUGUAUAUAAAACUGGUACUUUAGUUAUACUUUAUUUACAAAAGUUAUAGAUCUAACUAUAUUUUACAAUAAAACUUAACAUAUAGAAACUACCAUUGUUAAGCUCAGCAUAUAGUCAUGCUUUAUGAUUACAAGUUGAUCAAAGUUAUUACUCGACCAAAAAUUCUGUUUUACUCAUGUGGCCCACAUUUAUGGUUCAGUUUUUGAAAUUAUUUUCACUGACAGAAUGGUACAUAUUACAUGUGUAUUUGGCAUUAUUAAUUAAAAGAGCUGUCAUAGAUUCAAUGCAAACAAAAUGUUGAAGUUAUAUUGAUAUAGGAUGACAGAUAUCGACAAAUACACCGAUAAAUCGAUAAUAAUUUGCCUUUACUAUCAUACCUGUUCAGAUAAUUUCAAUAAAAUACAUGUUUUCUUACAAUUAUGAUGGGUCUUGUUAAGAAAUGCCAAUUGCUGGAUUUUUUCCCGACCAUUUUUGUCAUCACUAUGAAAUAUGUUCCUUACAUAACGAUGCCAUAGUUUUAAACAUGGACACCUAUGUCUGUAUAUUUAAGUGAAUUUUCAUAAUUUGUUGUUGUUUUAUUAAUAAGUCAAUUUAAUCUGUAUUUAAAUUUAUUGACAGAAAAAUAUUGAAGAUACUUUUGAUAUCAUUUCUAUCAAUGACAGCUCUUUGAAUUACGUACAUGUUCAUAUCAUUAUGACUAGUGAAACAAAAAACAGAACAAAUUAUCAUAGAAUCUUCAUAAUAAAUAACCAGCAAACAACAUUUUUGUCAAGUUUAGAAUUUUUGUAUUACUGUAAAACGGUAUAAGUUUUUGUCUGUGAUAUAAUAUAUGUUGGUAGCUAGUGAUUUGCUGAGAAAUAAAAGUAUGAAAUA
Messenger RNA from Ruditapes philippinarum (Manila clam), 6428 nucleotides. RefSeq names its product selenoprotein N-like. Gene Ontology annotation, molecular function: calcium ion binding. Lineage: Eukaryota; Metazoa; Mollusca; Bivalvia; Venerida; Veneridae. The record is from RefSeq and is a predicted model, not a curated record. Gene Ontology annotation, cellular component: endoplasmic reticulum membrane. Gene Ontology annotation, biological process: calcium ion homeostasis; skeletal muscle fiber development. The transcript has 12 exons.